GAUUAUUCUAGUACACACAAGUACACAUACACAUACACUAAGUUAAUACAAUGAUACGCAUUUAUGCAGAUACUUAUGUACCGAAAUACCGCAGUGGCAAAUGGUCAUGGGACACUAAGAAAGAUGGUCUCCACUUUGAGCCACACAAUGAUCUAGAAGAUGCCAAGGAGCGUUAUAUUGAAACCAAUGGAUACAAGUUUUUGCGAACCAUCAAUCAGGAGGAGGAGAUGAUCUUCCGUCAGCAGUAUGUUCGCUCCGAAGCCACAUUCGAUACGGACACCGUGGUGAUCAACGAUGUGCGUGAUCUGGUUUUAUUUCUAAUGCCCAAGGAGUUUUUGACCAUGAAGUUUCUUGAGUUUAUACAUAAGCCAGCGGUGCAUAGAUUAAUUCAUGCUCUUAUUAUCUAUUUUGAAUACUUUCUCCGCCUGGUGGAAUUUGUACUUGUGCGACGAGAUGAAUUGGCUGGAGAUAUGGCUCAAAUACAGAGCGAACAAACGAACGAAAUGAAGCGUAUUUUCUCUAUCUAUUUGAGUCAAUAUCGCAUGUUGGUGGCCAGAAACUACAGUGUUAUCCUCAAGGGUCAAGGCGACAUGGCACAAUUUUAUCAUAUGAAGGAAAUUGUGCACAUUUCCGCAACCAUUAAGGAUAAAUACUUUCACGAACAGUUUCUUGCCGUCACGAUUCAGAUCGUCUGGAUCGCGAUGCACAGACGGGCCUACAAUGUGAUCGAGAUGGAGAUGAAUCGACUUUUUCGUUCCGAGCACUUUGUAACAGAUCGACCAGAGUAUCUAAAGUUUACUCCAGCAGAGAAAAGUUUACUUUAUGGCCGCAAUAAUAAGAUUGUUAAUUAUCGCACUCAAGUCUCGCCUUUGAUACAGGAGCUCGAGCACAUCGCUGACGAGGAUCUGCCAAUUCUUUGGAUAGGUGAGCGCAAAUAUCGUGGCACAGAUACCCGAAUUGUUCAGAUUGAACUAGAAUACAUUGUGCCGGGUCCGCAGCUGUUUAUGAUCGAUGUGGCCCAUGGUAUUUUGGGACAUCCAAAGAUAUUGUACGACACUAUGUUGAAUCUAGACUGGCCAGCAGUUCGAUUUGCCAACUAUUCGGUUGAGCACGAUCCCUAUCAUAUAGUGCGACAACCGCAUCUGCAAAUACCCAAUAUUGACGAAGUGAAGUUACGUCGCAUGUCUAAGAAUUACGAUCAAUUCUUCAAAGUGUAUCGCAUCUAUGAGCCGUCUAGUCGUCAUAUGCUAAACAAGUGGAGUCAGCGUGAAAAGGUCAUCAACUUUUAUCGUAGUGGUGGCGUUUUGGAUGAUAUUUACGUGCGUUGCAGGAAAGAUAUAAUGAAGCGCACUUAUGGUCCUACUGUCAUGAAUAUUAUUGCCAAAUACUUUAAGCUCGUUUCUAGACUCCGUAAAAAGGCACACGUUAUGAAAGAAGAUGAUACUAUCUCGGCCAGAAGUAUCCCAAUUAGCAUAGCGAGUGGAACAAUGCGCAAAAAGCCACUGAAACAAAUAGCCAGUGAACAUUAUUUCGAAGAGUAGAGAAUCAGUAUCAAUAAAACUUACAUGUUUAUGAACAUUAA
Molecule: messenger RNA, 1582 nt
Organism: Drosophila nasuta
Lineage: Eukaryota; Metazoa; Arthropoda; Insecta; Diptera; Drosophilidae
Exons: 1
Coding region: 51-1541 (496 amino acids)
Biological process (GO): negative regulation of phosphatase activity
Molecular function (GO): phosphatase binding
Source: RefSeq, a predicted model, not a curated record